GCUAAUUACUUCAGGGAGGGGAUAAAAUUGUUUCCUACUCGUAGUCACUGAUUGUGGCAAGCUUCGUGCGGUUUGCACUCAAUAUUAACCCAGGACCAGUGAAUAAGUGAAUGAUGGCUGAUAAAGAGAAACGACCCAUUGAGGUGUGUACCUAGCUAAAGUCAUUCGUAUUUUUGUACGACUUGGAGAACUGCUUAUCUAAGCAGAUGCGCGCCAAACGGCGAAAGACAGUUCAGCGUUCCGAAUUUAAUAUCAAGAGUCGACCUUUUAGCGUUUGAGUUUCCAUCUGUUUCAAAAAGAAAAACUCAUAAAUACAUUUUACUUAAAUUAGGAAAAGUAUCUGCCGUAGUUCUUUGUCGAGUAUGUCAUGAUGAAGAUCCAUGUUCUGUUAUGAUUUUAAUAUCCGCCUGUACAUGUAGGUAUCAUGAAAGUGAAAGUACAAAUUAUUUACUUAAUAAGCUACAAGUCAUUUUCAAAUCCUUCCUUUCUCUAUUUCUUCUUUAAUUUUCUUUUUUCAAAGGUCUUCUUUUCUUCCGCUAGCCAUGAGAUUCAAAGCAAAAUGCUUCUUGAAUUGUCUUCCAAUUUAGAAUAUUUCUCACGUGAUUAACAGAAGUCGUACGUGAUAGUCGAAAGUUAGGCUUGUGGUCUUUCUAUUUUAUUUUGCUGAAAUAUCAAUUAACUUUGUUUUGCUGCCGAUUCAAAAAAUACUCAAAAUAAUGCGAAAGUUCACGAAAGAAUAAAAAAUGCGCCAAUGAAGAAACCAGAGUGAAAUGAAAGCUCUUAGUCUUAGUUUGCUCUUUGAGGCAGUUCAGACUUCGAGUUAGGAAAAAAACUACAAUUCCUCUGCAAUCCUUUGAAAAUGCUGUUGCAUAUGAAAAUUGCCAACUUUCCCAAAUCAGAUGUUGUGCCACAAAACGAAUGGCACAUUCCAAAUUUUACUUCUCACUGGUAUGAAAUAGCACGUCACCGCUAUAUUUAGAGGCUCUAGUAUUUAAAACAAAAGCUUUCAUUUCAUUCCAGCUAACAAGCUCCUCAUUCUCAGUGGUGAGGUUUGCACAAUGUAUACGCCUAUUUUAAAAUGUUGGAAAUAAUUAACUCUUCAAUUCCUACAAGUGACCAAGACAGAAUUUCCCCUUUCAACAUCAUUACGAAAUCAAGUAGGCAAGUGAUGAGAACCAAGAAAAAGUAUCAAUUAAGGGAUUAUUAGUUGAUCCAAUACCAAAUUCUCAAAAGAAACAUCAGAAGAAUUGUAUAGCAGACAGUAAGGAGAAUUACUAAUGAGAUCUUGGGAGUUAAAGGUUUAAUAAUGAUCAUAAUUUGCAUCUAUUGCACCAGACUAAAGCUUCAACACUAGAUCUGACAUUUAUCUUACAUCUGCACCACUGCAAAUUACUGAUGGACAUUCUAGUCUCCUUGUGUACUUUUACAACAGCUGUUGUUCCUAAUACGGACAUUUACAGAAUGCAAAUAGUGCUUUUGCAUGAUAAAAUUAUUUACUGAAAAUUGACUUGCAAGUCUCAUUUGCACAAUAAUUUUCAACAAUUUUUACCAAUUUCUUGCUGUCUUGUUUUUGCUUGGAAAAUUGGGUAAUAAGCUCUGUUGGAAUGUGUAUGUUUCAGAUCUCAUUUGUUAUACUUAGUGUUGUUUUUAUUACUAGAUCUUGAAGCCAUAAACUCUGAGAAUUGUAUACCAGACAGUAUUGAAAAUUGAAGGAAAAAUUUUUGGUUAUUCAUUUUGGAGACAACUCUUGUAAUGAAGUUUAAGCCUUUGUCUCAUGGUGUAGCCAAUGUGGAUAUGGAUUAUGUCAUUUUGACUGCAUACUGCAUAGAUAGACUCGAUAGAGUAGGAAAGCUUUGUGACAGCAGACACUGGAGACAAUAUUUCUUAGAAAUCUUGCCUUACAGCUGUCAAAUAUCAGUCAAUCACAGCUGGGUGUAGUGCUUCAUGAGGUGAUGCACAUUCCAUCAACCUUAUUGUCUGAGGAAUACCACUGUCAUACAAUUGAAACACUGUGAUCCAUGUCAGAAGUGAUUACAUUAUCAGAAAAACGAUUAAUGUUCAGAAAUUAUAAUAUCUAGAUCUUGCAAAUAAAAGGGUUCAACCUUUCCAUUUCUAUUCCAGGGAGAUCCAGUAGACCCUUCAUCAGGGAUGCCUCCUUCAUAUGGAACAGACAAUGCUUCUCCCCCUUCUUAUAAUGAAGCAAUGGGUAAGUGCAGCUGCAUGGCUUUCUGGAAAAAUAAAAUUCAGCUCUUCAUGCUGCAACCAUUUUGGUUUCUCUGUAAGUUGAAAACAACUGCCUCUUUCUCUUGGAUGGUCUGAGUUAAACAUUUAAACCCUAAGAGUGACCAGCUUCUAAUUUCUCUUUACAGUAAUACUGGUGAAUCGUUCAUUUAGAUCAUGAGAAUAAAGAAAAUGAUCACAACCUCAGAAGCUUUGAUCUUAAAAAAAUUCUCAUUGUCAGUACAAAAUGAAAUAUAUAGAGAACAGUAUGGAGAAUAUUCAUACUGAUGUUAUGCCAUGCGAGUAUGAGGAAUAGGAAUACUGAUGGUGGUAAGGGUUAGUGCUACUUCUAAUUUCAUUUUUUCUUUCCUCUAUAAGGUCCACCACCUUCAUAUCAGUCCUUGUUUGGUGAAAUCCAAGAAGCACGCUCCAGUUCCAGUGGAGUGCUUGAAUUCUUGAAGAAACUCUUUUUGAUACUUAUUGGAACAAGUAAGAAUUUGUGUCACUCUUUUUCAGCAUAAAAGAUCCUGUAUAAAUUUGAAAAAGUCACUGCUCCAUAGAAUAAUAACUUACAGGGUUUUUAUUAAGUCUAGUGAUUCUCAGAAAGUUAUAUUUACUAAACCAAAGUGUGGAAAAUUAGGGUGAGGUACAGAGUAUUUCCUUAGCUAUACCCUGAGAACAGGUCGUCAUCUAUGAUAGCACUGCAGGAUGUGUGUUCUCUGCCUGCAGGAAGAUUUUAGACAAGUUGGGAAGAGGUUGGCUGGGGAUCUGGUGGUAAUUAUCAGCACAAGACCCCUUGCAGACUUCUUGCCCUCUUGCAUUGCUUUUAAAAGGCUUCAUACUUUUCCCUGGGCAAAGUUACAAUUGUGCUGCAUGCAGUCUAAAUUAGCUGUAGCUACCAACUAGUAUGACCCUCUGAAAAAACGCCUAGCAAUGUCAUUAUGCUCUGAGGGUGGAACCUACAAGGAAAGAGGAUUCAAGGUUGUUCCAGGGCAGCUGGAAAAGAACUACUGAAGCAGCUACAGUAAACAGCCCAAACCAGAGCAAGAUGGCUGGUAGUUUCCACAGAUCUGUGGGGGCAUAUGGGGAGAAAUCAAGUCUGUUGCUGACUAGUUGAGAGCCUCAAUUUACUGUUGACAAAACUUUAUCUCUACAAAUUGCUAUUUCAAGUAGUUUUAAUUUCUUUCUUUGAUAUCAUUCUUAGUUGGAUGUACCAUAAUGAUUGGGCUGGUCAUGGCUAUUCCCAUUGCUAUGAUAGUCAUAGGUAAGUGAAACCUUUACCUGUAUGUCCAUAAUAUUGGUUGAUAAUGUAAAUUAGCCACUGUUAAGUGGUUCUAAGCUGACAUUUUGAGUGUAUGCCCUUUGUCAUGUGUUCUGAUGUAUACUUCCCAGUGAUGCUGGAAAACUUGUUAGAAACUUAGCCCCUCUCUGUUUUACCUCUAUGUGUCUUAGAACUUUGACAGUGAAAUUAUCUUGGCCAAAAGGGGCGAUCUCAAAGUGGAUUUUGUAGAAUUGAUGAAAAGUUGAAUACCUUUAACAGGAGCUAAAUACAAAGACCAGUGCCCUGUAGAAGAUAAGAUUCCCAUUUAUCUUAUUGUUGGUGGAGCUGUGGGUGUGUUCAGAAACCUCAUCUCCUUGUGUCAGCGGGCCACAAAAUCCAAUAAUGAUGAAGAUGAAGACGAGAAGAAGAAGCGCCCUUUCGAGGGCAUCCUAGACUGUUUCCUGUUUAUCUGGUUUAUUUGUGGAAAUGUCUGGAUAUAUAAGAAUUAUAAGCCCGACUUUAUUCACUCUGAUAGUGAAGAAUAUUGUAACCAAACGUUGUAUCUGUUUGCAUUUUGGUUAACAACCUCCACAUACAUUUUAGCAGGGGUCAUGUGUUGUUGUGUGUGUUGUGUUGGUGUUUGUGCUGCAAUAUUUAAUGCUGAUGAAUGAAAUCUCAAGUGUUAAGGGUAGAUGUAAAAUUUUUACCCAUAUGGACAGGAAUGUGCCACUGAAGUCUACAAAGACAUCAUGUAGUCACACAAAAUUGCCAUUAAGGCAGUCAUAAUUUUUUUUAUAAAGUCAUAGGUGAUCAAUUCAAAUGAACCACUGCUCACUUAACUUACAGCAAUGAGUUACUCUCUAGCUAGUUCACCCAGAUGUGGUUCUAUGCAGUUCUCUCCAGUAUUGUGCACCCAUAAUUCUUUUGGUUUUUCUUGUUUCCCAUAAUUAAUCUAAGAUAUUAAGCUCUUGCUGCAAUAUACUAGUUGGCAUUUCUAUGCCAUUGAAUUGAUACAAAAGGUGCCUUGAAAUAUGAGUCAUUGAGUAUUUAGGUGCAACUUCAUCAGAGAUCCUGUAAUAUUUAAGGAAGACAUCAUAAUAUGUAUUUCAAAGCACUGUUUGCAUUUGAAUUGGUAUUAAGUGAUUUUACAAAAUCUACUUUUCUAGACAGCUGAGCAAGGAAGCUCACCCUUAUAAACAAUUUUGGGUGUUGUACUCUAGUCUGAAACAACAUUUCAGGGUAGCAAGCAGUCUAGCCUAUUUUUCUGCAAGUCCCACUGACUUUUGGAAUUAAUGAUUCUUAAUAUUAAUAUAUUAAUAUUAAUAGUAUGUAAUAAUCAUGGAGACUUUGUAGGUUUUGAUUUCUCUAGAAUAAAAUUUGUAUCAGGGCUAUAACUUUCUACAGGAUUUUCUCUUAGUUUAUGAAUUCUAGCAGAUUUUUGUUCUGAUUGCUUUCAGCCAUGGGAAUCAGGAUCUGUGAACAUAAAAAUUUACAUUGUGGUCAUACUUCUGUAGAGUUUUGUCUUUGUUUUUACUGUCAAGGGUCCAACAGAGGAAGAGCAUAUGGAACUCUGUCUUUUUUUUGUGAGUCUUCUGAGUAUAAACUUAAGGAUAAUUUUCCUUACAAUAUUGAUACUUUUGCCAUAAGAGAGGUGAUGGAAAGAGAGAAAGGCAUCAACCAAUGACUAAUUUUAAACACAAGUGUCUAAUUUGAGACACUAGAGUGCAGCUUUAGUUGAUAGUGUCUGUUUUUAGACACUAUUGUCCAAUUUUGGACAGCAGUGUCCCAUUUCAGUCUUAAGUGUCUAAAUGUAGACACUGGUGUCUGAUAUUUAUAGACAUUGUGGGCCAAUUUCAGACACAAGUGUCUGAUUUUAGGUGGAAGAGUCUGAUUUUAGACACUUGUGUCUGAUUUUGGACAGCAGUGUAUCAUUUUAGGCAGUAAUGUCCAGUUUUUGACACUAAUGUCCAAUUCUAGACAGUAGUGUACGAUUUUAGACAGCAGUGUAUGAUUUUAGGCAGCAGUGUCCGGUUUUAAGCAGAGGAGUCCAAUGUUAGACAUUAGUAUAGGAUUUUUAACACAUGUAUCAGAUUUUGGACACUAGCUCCAAUUUUUUAUGCAUAUUUCAGAUUUUAAACUUUAGUGUCUAAUUUUGGACACCAGUGUUAGUUUUCAGGCAUUAUAGUCCGAAUUUGGACUCUAGGUUCUAAUUGUGGAUACUAGGGUCUGAUUUUGGAAACUAGAGUCUUGUUUUGGACGCUAGUGACAAACGAAAGGAGCAUGCAACUAAAAAUUGCUUUCCAGGCAUUUCUUAAGGACAAUUCAACAAUGCUGUUGUGGAGCAGCUAGGUUGGCUUGCGGCACGCUAACAUUAGAUUUUUUUUUUUUUUACUUGCUGAACAAGAAGGACUUCUUGUAGUCCAUAUCAGUCAGAUGUUAAAAUAAAAAUUACCUUGUAAUUUCCUCACCACCCCCCUCCCCCCCCAUCAAUGCAGCACCACGCACCACAGUUUCUUAAUAAACUUACCCCCUUUCACUAUAUCCAUCAAAAACGUUAUUCUCAGCUCAGGAAAACCACCUGAGGCGAAGAACAAUUUCUAGUCCUUACCAGCUGUUGGGUGAUACUAGACCCGCUUAACCAUUUACCUUUGCCUUCCUCUCUAUGAUAAUUAUUAAACGCAGGCAGGCAAAAUUAGGUACAAGCAAACCAGACUGUAGAUGCUUGGAUAACAGCUUGAUUCACCUGGUAACGUACAAACGAAAGAGGCUUGAAAAAGCUUUUUCGUGGCACUCAGCUAACACUCUCUUGGAUGAACACUCGAAAAAGGCCGAGUUUCCUUCUUUUUGCCUAAUCGAGCUAUGCCCUACCCAUCGUCUUCAGACAACCCUCUCAGCUCUUCGCCCACCGCCCUUAUGCUUGCCUAAUCGAUUCACCGCACUUCACUGGCUGUAGCCCACAGUGAUCGCGCUUCGCAGACCUUUCGUACCCAAAAUACAGCGUAAUUAAGACGAGGAAAAACCCUCCUCAAAGAUGAUGCUUCUGCGAUGUGCUUUGAAAUAAUAAAAUGUAACACCCUCUUUUAUUUAGUCUUAAAAUUAAUCGUUGACUUCGUUGCCUAACUUGUAGCUGUUAUAUGUAAAUUAUCCAUCGUGACCGACAAUUAAUUGGUUGCUCCGCGACAGUCGGUCAAAAAAUUUGUCUCCAUGUCAAUCUGCAUUUAUUUUUCUCAGAGACACGUAUAUGACGACCACAUGUACAUUUUCAUUUGACGAUUUGGAUAAUUUCGAGGCCUUUUCAUCAAGACUUGUUGCAGCCUUUUCAGGUGGAUAUAUUAAUUUAUUCAUUGGCGAUCCAACUUGCUAUUGGUCAGUUUGUUCGCUGAUAUAUUUGCCGUUAACGGUGCUGGCCUUUCUAAGAGAGCAACCAACUCGUCUACUCGACAGAAAACCGUUUUAAGUGUCUCUUUUUUGCCUCUUGGGGGUUUCCAUGCCUCUUCUAAGGAAAGACUGAAACAGUUAGUGCGGCGAAGACUUGUGACUUUUCGAUGAAGGACGACGAAAUGGUGAAAGCGCACUGCCGUGAACAAUGCAAGUGGAUCCUUCUUUUAAUUUGGUGAUCUUAGGCUGAUCGACAUCUGCCGGAUAUUUGGUCAUAUUUAACGUAGAAAUUAUAAUGGUGAGUCAUUUAGGUAAUUCCACGGCACGAUCUAGAAUUGUAAAGUAGAGUUCGCACAGAAUUUCCGACAAAUAUUGUCUUCGAAUUCUUUGUUUAUCGCUGCGAUCCUAUAAAUGGCGCGCUCUUUUGUUUAUUAUGUACAAUAUUCCUGUCUCGUUAAAUUGCACUUUUACAUGUAAUUUUGAACCAGGAUUUGCAUAAUUCAGCCACCGCUUAAUCAAACCAUUGACCGGAUGGUGCUAGGUGUUUUUUUCCAAACUGAGUGCGACGAGUGUUAUUUUCGUCGUUGAACGAAAUACUGUAAGCGGUCGAUACGGGUUCAAUGGUAGAAUUAUGCAGUUCAUAAGGAUUGCGGGCGAUGAUGCAGAGAGGAGUAAGAAAUACAAGCGCCCUCUUAAGGUACAAAAAAUUGCAGCUGUUUUAUUUAUGUUUUGUGUGUGGCUUUCUCAUAAGUGCCUCUGUGCUGGAGUCUAUGAAAGAAUCGGGAUUAUUUAUUUAAAAUUCCGAUUCCCUUUAAGAGAUGUCUCUAUCAGCGUUUUCUACAGUGUGCAGAAGCCAUGAUCAGUUUAUCCAUUGAACUCUUGUUAACAUUUUAACUAAUCGCGGUAGUAGGAGUAUUUUUCGGUGGCGUGGAAACACGCUAUGAGACGACAAAAAUUCGGGUCUUUAAAAGACCACUUCAGUAGGAAUUGUGCACGAAUAAUUCAGUAAAAUCUUACAACCUAGAGUUGUGGCGAGUUUGUAAGAUACUCCUGUUAAAUAUUCUUUUUUUAUAAUUUGAAUUUCCUGAUCAAGUUAAACAUCUACGCCUCUUUGCACCUGGCCUUCAGGAACUUUUUAAUAAGCCUUGGGUGUGAAUUAUAAAAAAGCAAUUCCAUUUUAAUUUACACUAUUGUUUUGGAAGAUCGAAACUGUUUACCAAAAUUUGCUCAGGUGAAUCCUGCAGUCCCAAUAACAGUGAUUUUCAUUUCGUUGAACAGUAGGGUUUUUCCUUUUUUUUGCGUGUUUGACCUAAAAAGUUUUCAUAUAUAAUUUUUACGUAGAUGAACAUUGUAGUUUAGUCUCAGAUGUCAAGGUAUCAUGUACACUUUGUUUUAACUUUCUGCUUGUGCAAAUAUUAUCACUGAUUCAGUAUGCUUAUUUCAUAAUCUAAAAACUUAUGAGCAAACGACUGGAGUUCUUAUCAACAAAAGCUCAACUGGGUUUGUUCAUCAGGUUCUAGAGGUUUUUAAUAAGUAUUUGUUUUUAUAAUAUUGAAAUUCCAGAUUGUCAGGACUCUUUGGUUGGGGAUUAGGGAGCAUAACUUCUUGUUGUGGGAUGUUUGUAGAGAUUAUACAUGUUGAGCUUCAUCACUGAAUCAACUUUGUAGCUAGCUUGCAGUCUUAAAUGCAUUAUUGAAACAAAAAUUUUAUAUUUACAUUCCAGGGAUUAGUUCUAAGACAGCAAUGGUUUCUAGGGUAAAAAAAGAAAAACACAAUCCAUAUUAUUAUAUUUUUGGUGAAAAAUAAUUCACAAGGUAUUUAGGCACUUGCAAGCAGGUAUGACAUAUUUUAAAGGGAUUUUACAGAAUUAGUGAUGACCAGAUACAACAGAGCACUCAAGUUUUAUAGGAGUCAUUGGUGAUACACCCUACAAAGGGAACAGCUAAAUUGGAAUUUAUUAGCAUAUAGCAUAAACAUACAAAUUUUUUUUUAAUUUCAGAAUCACUUGAAAUUUCUGAACAACGUCUGAUACUCUAAAGAAUUUGAAAGAACUUCUCAAAAGAUAUUCCAUCAACAUUUUUCAGUUGAUGGGCAUAAUUAGCUAGAGAGUAGUUUUGUACGCUAAAAAAAAUUUAUAUUUAGCUUUUUCCUUUUUUUUUUCUUUGCUUUUAUUCUAUGACCAUUUCAUUGCAAUGAGGUGCAUGGUCAAAAAAGAAAAAGAUAAGUGUGAGAUUAUCAUGAGCCUUUUGACAGGCAGUGGGUAGGGGGUCUGUAAGAUUUUUUUAGGGGCGAACCACGAUUAAGUGUGUGCCUCACCAGGAGUUUUUAUCUUAGCAUAUCAACAAACUUAUAUUCAUGCAAGGAGAAGUACUGGCAAAGAGAGUAUCUAGCACCAGAGGGUAGAUUCCUCAGAUUUGCAUGUUUUCCCAAACCUGAGUGAUGAGAAGUGUACAUAUGAGGGGGUCAUUGUACCCCCUCAUAAAUAAGAGGAGUCACAGUCACCCCAGGGCAUCCUUUAGCUUGGCAUCCUUUAGCUUGUCAUCCCUGUUCAACCAAAAUGUUACAGUGAGUAUGUUAUUAGCACUGGACUCAUAACGGGAUUUUGACACAUAAUGACACUGUGCCUGAUUCAUUUUAGUCUGAAAAGAGCAGUCAAAACCACACUGAAGAAGAAGACAAAAUUUGGCCUGAGGAUGCAGCACCGCCCAGCUAUGACUCACUGUUUGGGCAAAUCAAAGAAGCUAAGGAGACUUCUGAUGGUUCAUUUGAUUUCUGCAAACGAGUUGUACAGCUCUUUGCUGGAACAAGUAAGUUAAAAGAGCUCUCAAGAGCUGUGCAUUUCAGAUUUCUGAAGCUGAAGCUGAAGCCUCCAGGCACCUAGGGAUUCCCUUAAGAACACUGGUAUUUAUAAUAGUGCAGUACUCAAAGUUUUGUUUACGUAAGAAAGGUAUCUGAUUGAAAAGAUACUUAAUUUCAAUUGUUGAUCUUGGGAGUUUAAUGUGGAUCCUUAUCAUCAGUCCUCAAGAAUUUACUGUGAUCAACAAAGCCUAAUCAUCUGAAAUCUUUACUUUUUUUGGCAAAUGGUAUCUUAAAGAAGCUUGAAUACUUUGGGGAUCCAGAAAAUCCUUGAAAAUGUCAAAAAGUUUUGAAGGCUCCUUUGAUCUUUUUGGUGUUUUAGAGGUAUAUAUGAUUAUAUGUCUGUCAACUUAGCUGAAAAUUGUCCAUAGUUUACAAUUGGCUGCACCAUUGCUUUGAUUUUAUUGAUGGCACUUCCAAAUUGCCAUGGUCUUGCCAUGUCUUCUGAAGGUUCAUAUGAUUACAUGUUGACUUAACUGAAAAUUGUCCAUAAUUUACAGUUGGCUGCACCAUUGCCUUGAGUUUAUUGAUGGCACUUCCAAUUGCCAUGGUCAUUAUGGGUGAGUAACAAAACAAAAAUGAUUUAAAUGUUUUCUGUGCAUGGCUUGAGUUAUGGUCAAGUGAUCCCUGGAAAAUGAAGUUUCCUUACAAUUAAAUGAAAUAAAUUUGAACUUUAUUUGAAUGUGUUUGAUAUGUGAUCAUCAUAACAAAAUGAUUCCCAGCGAUGAUUAUUGCAAUCAAAGGAAUUGUAGAUAAAAGGCUGUAAAAGUUCAUGCUUUGAUAGGAUUUGAUCCUGUGCCCUCUAGAUACUAUGUGAGUGCUCAAAGUUGUUGUUGUUGUUGUUUUUUUUUAAGUGAACGUAGCUAGUAAGGGUAGAAUAUUACAAGGUGUUGUUGAUUUUUUUCUUAUUUGAUAGGUGCUAAGUAUAAGGAUGAUUGUCCUGUGGAACCCUUCAUUCCAAUUUACCUCAUUGUGGGAGGAUCAUUUGGAAUGUUGAAAACCAUUAUAGUCCUUUGUCAACGAGCCAGGACUCAUGAAGAUGACUUGGACAUGGAUGAAGAUCAAUCCAUGUCCACAAAAUUUAUUGACGGCGUUUUAAAUCUGUUCUUGUUCACAUGGUUUAUUGCCGGAAACAUCUGGGUAUACAGCAAGUACCGACCAAAUCCAACUCCGCCACCAGGCGAUCCACUAAACUAUUGCAAUCCAACACUUUAUUUGUUUGCAUUUUGGGUGAUCACAGCCAGUUAUAUACUGAUGGGCUCAAUUUGUUUCUGUAUAUGUUGUCUAGGAGUGUGCGCAAGCUGUACAGCGUUCUUUGUUACUGCAAAAGAGUGAGAUAGUUAAGAUGUUUUGAGGACAGGUUGUUGUUAUUUAAGGAUCAGAGAGAUAGGAUAAGUUGGGAAGACAAGGAAUACCAUUUUCUAGUGUUUUUCUGGCAUAAGAAAAAAAUGUAAAGCUUCUAGUUUUGGUGAAGUAAUAUUUAAGGUUGACAACCACAUUGUUAAGGUAAGAACUUUAUUAAAGAGCAAGCGCAUUAAACUUGCUAAUACAGGAAAAGAAAUUACUUCAUAUUACUACAAAUUGACUGAAAAUCUGGUUUAAAACUGAAAGUUAUGUAGGUUUUAUUUAAACAGGGUUGUCAAAAGGAUUUUGAGUGACCAGACUGUGGUACAAAGUAGGUGGUACUUAACAGUUUUAAUUCCAUUAAUAAUAUGCUUCCAUACUGAAAUUUUACUCCUCACCCUUCCAUGGCUGAUUUUUUUUUUAGAGUUAAGGUGGAUUGCACUGGUUGCCAGCUUAUUUUGACAACCCUGGUAAUAUUUUUGUAUGCUCAAUAUGGUCUUAAUGGGAUGCACAAGGCUCCCUGUUGGUAAAUACUCUUAUACAAACCAUUCAUGCAAUUAAUAGAUUAAGUUCAGCAUAAAUUGGAAGCAUCUUUUGAGGGAACGCAAGUCAGUGUUGUAAACUCUUGAUCAUUCACCAAGCUGUUUUGUUUGAUUUAGUGUAAUAGUGGAUUUAGAGUGGAAGUCGGUGAGUCCUUUGCCAUAGCAGAAAUCUAAUCAUCUCCCACUUCCUUCCUCCUGAAAAAAUACCAAGCACACUCUCACCUAGAAAACACACUAGCAUACAAAGCCUACAAAGGUUAGUGAAUGGAAGUCAAAAAGCAUGGGACGCAAUUUUGAUAUGGUAGUUUAUAGUUAUUUGUGGUUGAUGUGUGAGUAAAUUUGCAUUUUCCACCCAUUCUCCCUCUAACAUUGCAUUAUUUGAUACUGCUUAGAUGGUAGGCUUGAGUAUAAGUAGUGUUUCAUGGGUCUGUCUUCUCAUGCCCCUUCUUCUCUAGGUUGAGAGGAAGGGCAGAGACCCCAGAGAAGAGUUUUGUUGGGGCAUUUGAAGCACCGCACAAAACUAGGAUUCAAAAAAUAACCUUGACAACUUGCACCUGGUCAUCUGAAUAAGUUAAUGCACUGAGUUUGAAUAACAAGUUUCAUACCUUGUAUUUUGGUAGGAUUCAGAAAUUGAUAUGCCAGAGCAAAGUCUCUAAAGCAGUUGUUUGGUCUUGUGACACAACACCUUUCUUUU
Messenger RNA from Pocillopora meandrina, 12295 nucleotides. Lineage: Eukaryota; Metazoa; Cnidaria; Anthozoa; Scleractinia; Pocilloporidae. The record is from the annotation of a GenBank genome assembly.